GAUCCAAAAAAAAAGAUUUGUAGAUUUUAUACCAAAAAAACUAUUAUGGGUAUUACAAAAGCUUUGAUGACUUGUUUACUCGUAGUAGUAUUAACAGUUUCGUUGUUCAAUCACAACGUUUUGACUUCAGGUGCAGAGAUAGAGAAAAUUUCAUUUGACCACUGCAAUAAUUUGUGCACGGAUACAUAUGGAUGGUUUGAAUGUCAAAAUGAUUGUGGUGAAGCAGGCUACGCAGGUUGGGGAGAGUGUGCUUCUCGUUCUCCUAAAGAGCCUAAGCGAUGUUGUUGUCAACCUAAAAAAUAACAUAGAUUCAUCAUUCCCUUAAAAGUUUGAUGGUUCUAGACUUCUAGUGUUGCAUUUGUUUUCUCUAAGAUAUUGGAUCUAAUUUGUCUGUAGUAUUUAUUUAUGACAAAUGCGAUAAUAGAUAAAUAAAAUAGUAUUUACUAUUA
Molecule: messenger RNA, 449 nt
Organism: Thlaspi arvense
Lineage: Eukaryota; Viridiplantae; Streptophyta; Magnoliopsida; Brassicales; Brassicaceae
Source: the annotation of a GenBank genome assembly